UGUAUAACCUGGCCGGGAGAGAAUAAAACCCAUUGUUCGUAUUUAAGAAAUCCCAUAUAUAAUGAUAACUCCUUGUCAAAAGAGUUCCUCGGUGAGUACAAUCUUCAGGUGUCUUUUGGUUUUGAUCAAACGUUCUAUUCAGUUCUCUUUUCUUGCUCUUUUCUAAUGAUAAAAUCUCCUUUCUGGUUAAUUUCACUUAAGUAAAAAAUGAAUUAAAGAGUAUCUCUUCCUUUCAUAGGUCUCUAGCUAGAGUUUAUAUUAGGUUUUAUAUUAAUAAUAAAUAAAUAAAGUCAAGACUCAAGAAGAAGAACUAGAUAUGGUGAGAACACCAUGUUGCAAAGAAGAAGGAAUAAAGAAAGGAGCUUGGACUCCUGAAGAAGAUCAAAAGCUUAUUGCUUAUCUUCAACUACAUGGUGAAGGUGGAUGGCGUACUCUCCCGGAGAAAGCUGGAUUGAAGAGAUGUGGGAAGAGUUGUAGACUGAGAUGGGCUAAUUAUCUAAGACCCGACAUCAAGAGAGGAGAGUUUACUCCUGAAGAAGACGACACUAUUAUCAAGCUUCAUGCUCUUAUGGGUAACAAGUGGGCCGCAAUUGCAAGUAGCUUGGCGGGACGAACUGACAACGACAUUAAAAAUUAUUGGAACACAAACCUCAAGAAGCGUUUAAAACAAAAAGGUCUUGAUCCAAUCACUCACAAACCGAUCAAUCCAACCGGUUUCGAACCAGUAAACCAUAAACUCGGUUCAUCCGGUUCCGCAAGGCUUCUUAACCGGGUCGCAAAGAAAUACGCGGUAGACGUAAACCGGGAUCUACUAACCGGGAUAAUCAUCGGAAAGUCCACAAUCAUCGCUGAAGAUUCACAAAACUCCAGCGAUACUGAACAUUCAACGUCCACACUGCUCAAAACGGUGGCAAAACCAAGUGCUCGGGCGACUUCUCCCGGUUCUUUCUCCGAUGAUCUUGACGUAUUCUUUAGCAACGAAGAGAUCUCUGAUAUGUAUACGAAUGUGGAUAAUGUUGGCCUUAUGGAAGAGUUAAAGAGUAUUUUAAGCUACGCCGGAGAUAUUAAAGAUUCGCCGGAGUAUAACGUAAGUGAUGAGAUGGAGUUUCUUGAUUCUUGGAACGAAGAAGAUGGUUUGGACUUGGAGAAUUGUUUCUAGGUUCGCUAGAUUCCAAGACUGGUGUCUUUGUUUGACGGGUGACGCGUCGAAAAUAAAAUCAACUACACGUUGGUUUUUUCUUUAAUCCAUCGAUAUAGUGUCGUCACGUGGAGAAAAUAGUGAGGUGUUGUAAUAAAUUUAAUAAUAACCGUGCGUUUAUCGUAAUUUCUCAA
This is a messenger RNA of Brassica oleracea var. oleracea, 1332 nucleotides long. RefSeq names its product transcription factor MYB34-like. Bases 317 to 1159 code for a protein of 280 amino acids. NCBI's taxonomy places the organism in Eukaryota, Viridiplantae, Streptophyta, Magnoliopsida, Brassicales, Brassicaceae. The transcript has 3 exons. The record is from RefSeq and is a predicted model, not a curated record.